CCCCUCAUUACAUUCGCGGGAAAAAUCGAUCGAUACUUUGCGUUUGACGUGCAGCCGUGUUGUGUUGUGGAUGUUGUUGUACCAGUGAGAGUGAUAAUUUGUUUAAAAUACAUUUAAAAUAUUUAAUAAAGUUUGAGCAUAUCGCUAUGGAUCUAAAUUGGUGCAUAUGUCUUGCGCUUUGUAUCUCCGUAUCAGCAGGAUUUGUUUGGAAGCAUCAUAAUAAUGAAGAGCUACCCGUAAUUUUAGAAGAAAUUCAUGAAAAGUGUCCGAAUAUAACAAGAGUUUAUGCUUUGACGGAACCAUCUGUUUUAAAUGUUCCCCUUUAUGUGAUCGAGUUUUCUGAUAAUCCUGGAUUCCAUCAACCAUAUAAACCCGAAGUAAAGUACGUUGGUAAUAUCCACGGAAAUGAAGUCCUCGGCAGGGAGCUACUCCUCGGCUUGGCAGACUAUUUAUGUGAUCGAUACAACCAGUUCGACAAGCGCAUCCGGGCCCUGAUACAUACCACUCGCAUACAUCUAUUGCCAUCUAUGAACCCUGAUGGAUGGCAGGCCGCAUAUGACGUGGGUGGUCGAGAUUACCUGAUUGGCCGUGCCAACAAUCAUUCAGUGGAUCUGAACAGAAAUUUCCCCGAUCUGGAUGCAAUAACAUUCGAGUUGGAGCGACAAGGCAUUAGCCACAACAACCAUCUAUUGCAGGACUUAAGUCGUCUCACAGCACCGGAUUGUCAGAAAACGUUGGAGCCCGAGACUCGAGCGGUAAUGAGAUGGAUCAUGUCCAUACCAUUUGUAUUAAGUGCUGCUUUGCACGGAGGAGAUUUAGUUGCCAACUACCCCUACGAUGAAAGCAGGAGUGGAGCCCCAACGUCUGAAUACUCUGCUAGUCCUGACGAUGAAACCUUCAGGGAAUUGGCACUGACGUAUGCAAUGGCUCACGAGGACAUGGCGUCGACAAAAAGGAAAGGGUGCGACAUAGAUGGCGAUACCGAUUCCGAUAGUUACAACUUUGGAAAGCAGGGUGGUGUGACCAACGGCGCCGCAUGGUAUAGCUUGAAAGGAGGCAUGCAAGAUUUCAACUACUUAGCUACAAAUGCGUUUGAGAUUACUCUUGAAUUAGGAUGCCUUAAGUUUCCUCCAGCUAGUUCUCUAAGCAGAGAAUGGGAGCGAAACAAGGAAGCCUUAUUGGCUUACAUGUUUAAGGCUCAUAUUGGAGUGAAAGGCAUCGUCAGCGACGAUUCCGGGUUUAUACAGAAUGCUAUCAUAUCUGUCGUAAAUAUCACUGGAUCGAUACCGAGGCCUAUACGUCACGAUAUCACCACAGGCCCAUUCGGCGAUUACUACCGAUUGCUGACCCCGGGACACUACGAGGUGACAGCCAGCUUCCCCGGUUACUUUCCCAUCUCUCGAGUAAUCACCGUUCCUCCAUAUCAGAUGUCUGCACUCAUAGUUGAUUUUAAACUCGAGUUUUAUCCAACAACAUCCUGGUUCGACGAUGAGACGUUGUUCGGCGUGUACCCCAACGGGUUACGCGACGGGCAGCCUCGUAUUUACAAACGAUCUCUCUACGAGAAGGUGACCAAAACACUUUUGAACCACAAGAACAAUGCCUACGAAAAACAUUCAACAGCAAAUUAAAUUUUGGGAAUUUUAUCAGUAUAUACACUGUAAGACAACAUCAGUCCAAAUGUUCACUCGGUUAUAUACAUCAACAAUAUACAAUAUACUCUAAAUGUAAGCAUAUUUCCAUUAUAUGUUGAUUGCUUUUUAUCAAAACGCAAGUCAAUUAUUAAAGAUUUUCUCUUCCGUAUUGUCAAGAUGUUGUCGACAGUGUGCAUAUUUGAUUUUGUCACCGGCAUCCUAAAGUAAGAACUAAAAAUGAAUUGAAUUUAUUAGCGGUCUACACAGAAUAAUCAAGCAACAUUUUUUAAACUUUGCAUUUCCGGAAUUAUUUGUAAUAGGGGUUAA
Hyposmocoma kahamanoa is the source of this 1961-nucleotide messenger RNA. Its product is annotated as carboxypeptidase E-like. The record is from RefSeq and is a predicted model, not a curated record. Gene Ontology annotation, molecular function: metallocarboxypeptidase activity; zinc ion binding. Gene Ontology annotation, biological process: proteolysis. The coding region runs from base 147 to 1631 and encodes 494 amino acids. NCBI's taxonomy places the organism in Eukaryota, Metazoa, Arthropoda, Insecta, Lepidoptera, Cosmopterigidae. The transcript has 10 exons.